Messenger RNA from Geosmithia morbida, 1035 nucleotides. RefSeq names its product Short-chain dehydrogenase. NCBI's taxonomy places the organism in Eukaryota, Fungi, Ascomycota, Sordariomycetes, Hypocreales, Bionectriaceae. The record is from RefSeq and is a predicted model, not a curated record. Bases 1 to 1035 code for a protein of 344 amino acids. The transcript is spliced from 3 exons.
AUGUCUUCCAGAGAAGCUGUCAGUGGCAGGAUGUCCUUGGCGGCCAUCGUCUACCACCAGUACAGCACCCUCCCCCUCGCCGUCAGCCGGUCUACCUGCGCAGGGAAGACGUAUAUCGUGACGGGCGCCAACAUCGGCCUCGGGUACGAGUGCGCCAAGCACCUCAUCACCUUCCGAUCCGAGCGAGUCAUCCUGGCCGUCCGGUCCAAGGAGAGGGGCGACGAGGCCCUCGCGUCCAUCGAGGAGGCCACGGGCGUCCGCGGCAUAGGGCAGGUGUGGAUCGUGGACCUGUUGUCGUACGCGUCCGUCGUGGACUUUUGCGCCCGCGUCGAGAGGGAGCUUCCCCGCGUCGACGGGCUGAUAGAGAACGCCGCCACCGCCUUGGCAGACUGGAGGCUGUUUGAAGGCAUGGAGAGCACCCUGACGACCAAUGUUGUGUCGACUUUCCUGAUGGCCGUCCUGCUGCUGCCGCAUCUCAAGGCUUGCGCCGCUAGGUACGGUACCAAGCCCGUCAUUGGCAUCGUCAGCAGCGGCCUGGCUUUUACUCGGGAGGCCGACGUCGUCAAGGUCGACAGGAGCCGCAUCUUUGAUGAUCUCAACGACCCCAAGCGGUGGUCUAUGAACGGGACAGAAAGAUACUCCCUAUCCAAACUUCUCGAAGUUGUGGUCGUCCGCGAACUGGCAUCUCUUCUCCCCGUUGAUGAGAACGGUGUCAUCAUCAAUCUGAUCAACCCAGGCCUCUGCUCGACGGGACUUUUGCGUCACACCGACGCCAAGAACAAGAUCAUGGUUGGGCUCUUGAGGAUCAUUAUAGGACGGAGUGCCGAAUGGGGUAGCCGGAACCUGCUGCACAGUCUGGAGGCCGGUGAGGUGUCGCACGGCAAGUACCUGUCCUACUGCGAGAUUCGAGAGGAUCAUGUCCCUGAGUGGGUAUCCAACGACGACGGCCGGAAGUUUGGUCGAAAGCUUUGGGCUGAGCUGUCGGCCAUAUUGGAUCGGGCUAAGCCUGGUUGUGUUGAUCGGGCGCUGACUUGA